GCCUUUUGGGGCAGCCCGCGCGCGCGCGCCACCCCCCGAAAAAGGGUCACGGCACGCGAAAAACCGAUCGAUAGGGCGACGAUUCGGAAUCCGUCGCGACGACGGGCCAGGUAAAAGCGGAAGACACCCUCGCCUCGUCGCCGAUCGCCGCGCAGAGAGUAGGCCGUGGCUCCAUCGCGUGCCGCGUCAUCUGUCAUUUCGGCGUACGUACGGCGAAAUUUCCGAUCCCCGUCGAUAACGGCGAAGAUGAACGCUGGGCGCAGGCCGCGUUGUCGAAAACGGGUCGCUUAGUGCGCGCGGCAGUUCGAUUAGUCGGCCGCGGACGAUCCGUUCCAUUACGUCGGAGUUUUGAUGUGCGUGUGUGCGGUGUUCUGUGUUUUGCGAAUAUACGCGGCGGCGAAGAAUGACAAAUGACGAUCGUCGUUGACCGCUCUCCGUGGUUGCGUUGCGUAACGACCCCGAAUUGCGUCGAUUAAUUGUCUGAGGCGGCACGAUGUCGAUCCGCCGGGUCUGUUGAGGACCGUCGCCGCGUUUGUUGUUUUGUUUUUUUUUUUUGGCGUUUCGGGAUGCGGCGGCGAAGGCCUCGACGUUAUCUUUACGACGGACCAUAAUUUAAGAUCCACGCGAAAUGGCCGUGGAGAGCUGAUGCCGACUGGCCAAAAGGACAUAGCCGACGGUGCGAAGAUGGCAGCCACGGACGAUUAAAAAGUCGCCGCGCCGCAUACCGUAGUGCGCACCCCGCCCCUUUCAAUCUCGUAUGGAGACCAACAUAUCUUCGGCACUUCUUCCAAGCGAUUCUUCUUACAACUACUCUAGAGUGUACACGAAAAUCGGGUAUAAUUUGGCGGAGAGCAUCGCCAUGUGCAUCAUUUUGGGCGGCAUCAUCGUCACCACCGUCGUAGGAAACGUCCUGGUCUGUGUCUGCAUCUUUCUCGUCCGUAAGCUGAGACGGCCCUGUAAUUAUCUGCUGGUCAGUCUGGCGGUGAGCGAUCUGUGCGUCGCGACGCUGGUCAUGCCGAUGGCCCUCAUCUACGAGAUAGAGGGCAGGUGGAUAUUCGGCGAGAUCGCCUGCAACCUAUGGGUGAGCCUCGACGUUCUCAGCUGCACUUCGUCUAUCCUGAACCUGUGCAUGAUAUCGGUGGAUCGUUACUUCGCGAUCACCAAACCCCUUGAGUACGGGGUGAAAAGGACUCCGCGCCGUAUGACCUUGUGGAUCGUGUUAGUGUGGUGUUUAGCGGCCAUGACCUCGCUGCCUCCGCUGCUCAUCAUCGGUAACGAGCACACGCAGACGGAGGAAAGCGGCGAAAUCAUCAAGGACGUGUGUUUAGUAUCCCAGGACAUCGGUUACCAGUUAUACGCGACCAUGUUCAGUUUUUACAUUCCGCUGACUGUGAUGAUCGUGGUGUACUAUAAGAUAUUCCGCGCUGCGAGGCGGAUAGUCAACGAAGAGAAACGGGCCCAGAGUCACCUGGAGUCGCACUGCUACCUCGAGAUCAGCGUGAAGAACGGCGACGGACCCCCGGAGAACAAGAUUGCGAACGCUGGCGACCACAGAUCGAGCUCGAUCGGUUCCAACGCCACGUGCAGCAUGGAUCGAUCGACGCUCGGCAGGUGCUUCAAAUCGCGUCGCAGCAACGAGUCCCAGUGCCCGAUGCUGACCAAAUCUUCGACGUCGAACGACCCGAAACCCUCAAAGUCGAGCCUGCUGAUGUCGAUGGCCAAAUCGUCUCCGAACAUCAGCAUCCACCAGAAGAAGCUACGGUUCCAGCUGGCCAAGGAGAGGAAGGCCAGUACCACCCUGGGCAUCAUAAUGAGCGCCUUCAUCUUCUGCUGGCUCCCGUUUUUCGUAUUGGCCCUGGUCAGGCCGUUCCUGAAGGAAACCACCAACACACUGAACACGCUCAGCAGCCUCUUCCUCUGGCUGGGCUACACCAACAGCCUGCUGAACCCGAUCAUCUACGCGACGCUGAACAGGGACUUUCGGAAACCUUUCCAAGCAAUACUGUACUUUAGAUGCGGCAGCCUCAAUCACAUGAUGCGCGAGGAUUUUUACCACAGCCAGUACGGCGAUCCGGAGCAGCACGUGGCCAGGUGUCACGUGGACUACGAGGAGGGGGUCGAGUACAUCGAGGCCGACGGCGAAGAUGUCAAGGUCCCUGCUUCCGAUGAUGCCGCACACGAAUCGUUUCUAUGAUCGCGCACACUUUUAUAGCAAACUCAAACAUUAUGAUUAAAUUAAUACUGAUA
Molecule: messenger RNA, 2247 nt
Organism: Cylas formicarius (sweet potato weevil)
Lineage: Eukaryota; Metazoa; Arthropoda; Insecta; Coleoptera; Brentidae
Gene: 5-HT7
Product: 5-hydroxytryptamine receptor 1
Exons: 4
Coding region: 758-2194 (478 amino acids)
Biological process (GO): adenylate cyclase-activating adrenergic receptor signaling pathway
Cellular component (GO): membrane
Molecular function (GO): G protein-coupled amine receptor activity
Source: RefSeq, a predicted model, not a curated record